This is a messenger RNA of Chelonus insularis, 2116 nucleotides long. RefSeq names its product phosphoglucose mutase 1 (gene Pgm1). Gene Ontology annotation, biological process: carbohydrate metabolic process. Gene Ontology annotation, molecular function: magnesium ion binding; phosphoglucomutase activity. Gene Ontology annotation, cellular component: cytosol. NCBI's taxonomy places the organism in Eukaryota, Metazoa, Arthropoda, Insecta, Hymenoptera, Braconidae. Bases 322 to 1989 code for a protein of 555 amino acids. The record is from RefSeq and is a predicted model, not a curated record. The transcript has 6 exons.
CUUCAUAUACAUAUUUCGUCACCCUCAUAGUAGUAGUAAAGUCUCUAAACUGUGUGUUUUUUUGUAUUAUUAAAUAUUUUUUCUUUUUUUCAAACUCUUUAAUUGAUAAAAAAAUAAAUUUUUUUUUCUUCUCAAUCAGUUCUUGGGUAAUGUUAGUUAUAAAUGUGAGAUAAAGUACCAUUUAUUAGCUAUAUGUAUCUUUACCCAUGAAUGACAUUGAGUGUCAUUGAACUUAAUAAUUAAACGAUUGUUGUAUAAUAUUUCAUAACUGAUUGAAUAAUUUUUUGGGUUAGUAAUUGUAGUCAUUAUUAAAUAAACAAAAUGACCAUCGUUGAAAUUAAAACAAAAAUAUAUGACGAUCAAAAGCCGGGUACAUCAGGACUGAGAAAAUCUGUAAAAGUAUUUCAGCAAGAACAUUAUACAGAAAAUUUUAUCCAAGCAAUUUUUACUGCAUUAGAAGAUCAAAUUACUGGUUCAACUCUUGUAGUUGGCGGUGAUGGACGUUAUUACGGCAAAGAAGCUGUUCAAAAAAUUAUAAGAAUUGCAGCAGCUAAUGGAGUUCGAAAAUUAAUUGUGGGCCAACAUGGAAUCUUAUCUACGCCAGCAGUUUCGAAUCUAAUUCGAAAAUAUAAAACACUUGGAGGAAUAGUUCUUACAGCUUCCCACAAUCCAGGUGGACCAAAUGCUGAUUUUGGAAUUAAAUUUAAUUGUGAUAAUGGAGGACCUGCACCUGAUCACAUGACUAAUAAAAUUUUCAAUAUUACCAAAUCAUUAACGUCAUAUAAAAUUAUUCCUGAAUUAAAUGUUAAUAUUGAUAUAAUUCAGACCAAUGAAAUUAAAUUGGACAACACUUUUACAGUUGAUGUAAUUGAUUCUGUUAAUGAUUAUGUUAUAUUAAUGAAAGAAAUAUUUAACUUUCCUAUCAUUAAAGAGCUUCUGCAAGAGAGAAAGUUUGAAUUGCUAGUUGAUUGUCUCAAUGGAGUUACUGGACCCUAUGCAAAAUGUAUUUUUGGCAAAGAACUUGGUCUCAAUGAUACUAAUAUAGUACAUUCAAUUCCUCUUGAAGAUUUUGGAGGGCUACAUCCAGAUCCAAAUUUAACAUAUGCUAAAGAUUUAGUGGAGACAGUUAGAAAUGGUACUUAUGAUAUGGGAGUAGCAUUUGAUGGUGAUGGUGAUAGAAAUAUGAUUAUUGGAAAAAAGGCAUUGUUUGUUACACCAUCGGAUUCACUAGCAAUUUUAGCAGCUAAUUUAAAUGUAAUACCGUAUUUUAAAAAAAAUGGCAUCAAAGGUUACGCAAGAUCAAUGCCAACUGCGGCUGCUGUAGAUCAAGUGGCAAAAUUGAAUAAUAUUGAAUGUUUUGAAGUUCCUACUGGCUGGAAAUAUUUUGGUAAUUUAAUGGAUGCUGGACGACUUUCAAUAUGCGGUGAAGAGAGUUUUGGUACAGGUUCUGAUCACAUCAGAGAGAAAGAUGGUAUUUGGGCGUGCUUAGCAUGGCUAAAUGUUAUAGCAGAACUUAAAAAGUCCAUCGAAGAAAUUCAAAAAGAUCAUUGGCUAAAAUUUGGAAGGAAUUUUUUCACACGAUAUGACUAUGAAAACUGUGAAUUAGAAAAAGCAAAUAAAGUAAUGACUGAAGUUGAGACUAAAAUACUAGAUCCAGCUUUUAAAGGCACAAAGUUAUGUGAUGGGACCAAAAAUUAUGUAGUCAAACAUGCUGAUAAUUACUCAUACACAGAUCUUAUUGAUAAAAGUGUUGCUACAAAACAAGGUUUACGUAUAUUAUUUGAAGAUGGAUCACGAAUAAUAUUUAGAUUAUCAGGCACAGGUAGCUCCGGAGCAACUAUCAGACUUUAUAUCGAAGCUUAUGAAACUGAUCAAAAUAUUCUUUAUAAUGACGCACAGGAAGUACUGAAGCCUCUUAUUAACAUAGCUUUGAAUUUGAGCAAAAUGCAAGAACAUACCAAUCGUGAUAAACCAACUGUUAUCACAUAAAAGAAAUUUUUUAUAAUUAUAGUUUUUUUUUUUGGUUUUUAUCUGGUCAGUGAUGUGUAUAAAUUCAUUAUAAUAAUUAUACUGUUUGUUAAAACUUAUAACAAAACUUUACUAAAGAAAAAAUAAA